Angiostrongylus costaricensis is the source of this 939-nucleotide messenger RNA. The record is from the annotation of a GenBank genome assembly. Lineage: Eukaryota; Metazoa; Nematoda; Chromadorea; Rhabditida; Metastrongylidae.
AUGGGUGCUAGCCUGACAUCACCAAUACCACAUCGACCACCAACAUCGGUUUGCAACCAUUUGUUUUCGCCUCCAGAUGCGCCAAUAUUCGUACCGAAACGUCAAUCUGUACUUAUGCAAGGCUGGCAAUGGAGUAAAAGGAAUAUACAGAACAUGCAACCAGUUAAUAGGAAGACCAUGAGUAAAGGAACAGGUUCACGAUCCACUGACAGUAUGAUGUCGUAUCGUACACAUCGAGAGCUACCGUAUCCACAAGUUACCAUAGCACUUGACGAUAAUCAAAACUACAAGAGCUUCAGAUAUGAACCAGAAACAAACGUGAUCUCGAAUUUCUACAGUAUUCGUGAGGAGAUCAAACGUGAAAUGCAAUUGAAUAAGCAGGACUUAGUCAACAAUAACCUGGUCAGGGUUUUUGUUUCAUUUGUUUCGUUAUUCGCACGAAUAUCUUUACAGCCUACUCGACGUCGUACUGUAAUCCAGGCGUCAACGUCGGAGUUACUGCGGGGUCUCGGCCAGUUCAUUGCGCAGAACAGUCAGAUCAAAGCCUUUGAGCCUGCUCACUUGGUUAUGUGGUUACGAACUGUCGACCGAGCUCUACUGCUGCAGGGAUGGCAGGACGUCGCAUUCAUCAAUCCUGCAAACUUAGUAUUCGUUUUCCUCAUAAUAAGAGAAGUGAUUCCUGAUGAGGAAUCGAUUCACACCGUUGACGAUCUACACGCUUGGGUGUUGACAUGUCUCUAUAUCAGCUACUCCUACAUGGGGAAUGAAAUUUCAUACCCAUUGAAGCCUUUUCUUAUUGAAUUGGAUCGCGAUAAGUUUUGGGAACGAUGUGUGGCGAUCGUGACGAAUCAUAGUGAUGAUAUGCUUCGUCUAAACUCGUCUUCGGCUUUCUUCACAGAAGUGUUCAGUGAACUGAAAAUGUAUUCAACGGAUUACUAG